Messenger RNA from Homarus americanus (American lobster), 4353 nucleotides. RefSeq names its product zinc finger protein Xfin-like. The record is from RefSeq and is a predicted model, not a curated record. Gene Ontology annotation, molecular function: RNA polymerase II transcription regulatory region sequence-specific DNA binding; DNA-binding transcription factor activity, RNA polymerase II-specific. The transcript has a single exon. Gene Ontology annotation, cellular component: nucleus. Gene Ontology annotation, biological process: regulation of transcription by RNA polymerase II. Lineage: Eukaryota; Metazoa; Arthropoda; Malacostraca; Decapoda; Nephropidae. Bases 1 to 4353 code for a protein of 1450 amino acids.
AUGUCCUUCGGGCUACAAAACUUCCUCAGUUCCCCAACUGUAGAACCUGUUCCCUUGCAACAAAAUCUACAUCCUACUCAAGAGAUGGUUAACGAGGAUUUACAUGGUGUAAGGGUAUUGAAGGUAUGUGAAGAGUGUGGUAAGACAUUUAACAAAACUCCAGCAUAUUUGGAACAUGUAAAGUCGCACAAGCUGUUACAGCAUUGUCAGAAGUGUGACUUUAAGACCAAGGAUAAGGAGAGAUUCAAGUUGCAUAUUAUCUCCCAUCAAAAUGAUAAGUUAAAAUUGAGAUGUAAUAUUUGUCAUGAGCUCUUUGUUAGUCCCAUAUCUCACAGAAUCCACAAGCGGAAAAUUCACAAGCUCUAUGAAUGUAGACAAUGUUCAACUGACUUUACCUCGGAGGAUGUUUGGAGAGAACACAUUUUUAAAGAGCACAGUAAAAAGGGGGGGAAUAUUAAUACUGACCAUGGAAAGAAUGAAACCAACAAAUUAGUCGGUCCUCAAGAUCAGAAAUUUAACUCCCCCGAUAAAAUGCAGCUGAUUUGCCGUCUAUGUAAUAAGGGAGCCAGAAACAAGUACCAGUUAAAGAUACACAUUGCUCAGCACCUUGGGGUAUCCAGUGAUAAGAUAAGUGAUGAUAAUCUCAUUACAGACAUUAAACCGUUACUGUGUGAAGGAAACGUUUCUUCCUCAACACAUAAUGUACAAGAAGAGGGUGGCCAAACUAUGACACCCAAAGAUUCUAUAGACUCAGUCCUUCAAAACUUAUUAUCAAAUGAUAGCAUUACUAUCUCAACCCCCCAGACUAACAAGUUAGUUGUACCUGCCCCUAUACAUUCAGGGCCUCACUUGAGUGAUGUACAAGCCAAAGAGGGAGAUUCAGUUUCAACUACUAGUGAAAGUUCAAUUUUAAUUCAAAAGACAAACUCUUUAUCGUCAACAUGCCUACAGGAUGUAAUUAUUGAAGAAGAUCCACGGGAGACAGAUAUUACUGUGAGGGAUACUAGUAAGUUUCCAAGUAAACUUGCACCAUACCAUAAAAAGAAAGGAACAUCACAACGACGACUGAGGACCCUCAUACCUUGUAAUCAUUGUUCAUCAGCAUUUACAACUAACACAGCUCUACGUAACCACAAGAAGCUGAAACACAUGAAAAGACCAGAGUGUCCAGAAUGUAAUAUAACAAAGACCAGUAGUAGGAAAGUCUUUCAGCACCAGAUUAAAGCUCACAGAGAUAAACUACGUUGCAACUUUUAUUGUUUAGCUUUAUUUGAUACCCGGGAGGAACAAUCUGUCCAUCACUUAAAUGUACAUAAUAGGGAUGACUCAAAAAAUGUGUGUCGAUAUUGUAGAAUGGAGUAUCCAAGAGGAACAUAUGGAAAGCAUCAAGAGGAAUGCAAAGAGGUUCCUGAAGACAGAAAAGUCAUAUCUUGUAAGUUUUGUGAUAGAAAAUUUUACUCAACUAAUACUUUUCUAACUCAUAACAAAGAUUGUGGAUCCUGGCAAACAGAAGAGAAGGAAAGUAAUCCACCAACAGACCAAGUAAAACCUUUACCAUCAAAAACAGAGUUAGGUGCAGAAACAAAUGCAGGUACACCAAUCAAAGUCUCUGAUGAAAGGGAUAAACAGUCACUUAGUGAGGUCACUGACCAACAUGAAAAUGUGAGUACAAGUACUAGUUUACAAGAAAAAAUAUUGGAAAAUCCUGAUAAUCAAGAGAACUUGAUAAAUUCACAAAACAAAAAUCUGGAUGCAGGCAACCAUUUGGAGAAAAGUGUAUCAGAAUCUGGAGGCAUUUUACACAAAUGCAAAUUUUGUUCUAAUACUUUUGAUAACUCUGAAGUUGGUGUUGAUCAUGUAUUAGGUCAACAUAAAACAUUAUUGUCAAUUAUGACCAAGGAACCUCAGGUUUGCCAUAUUUGUAGCAAGACUUUUGUGUCAAGUUUAUCAUACUGUAAACACAUUUUAAAACAUUAUGGUGAACUUGGAUUGUGGGAUGCCAUUGUGCCUGCAGAUUUAGAUAUGGAGAAUAUUAGGAUGAACUGUUGGAUUUGUAAAACUGCAGGCAUGAAAUAUCAUAGGUAUCAUGUUACCACACGAGAUAAAACAAUUGAGAAGCUUUUGUCGAGUCAAGCAAGUGUGGAAUUGGCAUCAAAAGAAGGAGAAGUGUUCCAUUGCUCUGUAUGUGAAGAAUCAUUUCCAUGUAGGUAUGCAUUUUGGAAUCACAUCAAAGUUCACCUUUCUAAGUCAUCAUUUAAAAAUGCUGAAGGAGGAAAGCGUUUUAAAUGUGCCAAAUGUCCAAUGAAAUUCAAGAAAAAAUCUGAACUUUUAGGACAUUUGGGUACGCACCUUCUUCAGUCAGAUGUAAAAGAGAAUCGGCUGCAAUUGAAAACUGGAAAUAGUAAUAAUGAUUGUAAAUUGGGUGAAGGAAAUAAUAGAACAGCACACGGUAAGGACAGUGAGGAACAAGACAAACACGUGAAUGAAAAUAUCUUAGCUGAAAAGGUGUCUGAUUCUACUUCUUAUCCCCAUAAGUGUAAACGUUGCCAAAAAAGGUUUGAAAAGAAGGAGGAUGGAUUAAAUCAUAUUGUGAUGGCUCAUAAAGUAGUUUUAAAACAAAUGAUGUCUGAGACGCAUGCAUGUCACAUAUGUGAUAAGACAUUUAUGAAACCAAUGGUAUUAUGCACUCAUAUAUUAAAGCACUACAGUGAUCUCAACAUGUGGGAUGACCUUGUCCCCAAGAACUUAUUAGAACAAACACAGGACCGAAGAUACUGUUGGAUAUGCAAGAACAUGCUUGGCAGAAAAGCCUCAAGACAUAUCAAUAAGCGAAACAAUCAUAUUGAAAAGGCUUUGUCAAGUAAAUUAGAAGAUUUAGAAACAGAAGAAACAUUCCAUUGUUCAUUGUGUGAUUAUUCUUGCUCCAACAGAUAUGUCUUUUGGAAACAUAUAAUGCUCCACAUGUAUAAAUUUCCCAAAAGGGGUAGACAAGUGGGACUACAAGCAUCAACAGAAUCUCCCAGUAAUUCCAAAUAUUUUAAGAAAGGAAUUCAUGAGUGUAGUGAAUGCCUCCAUAAAUUUGAAGAAAAAUCCAUGUUAAACAAACAUAUGGCAACUCAUUUCCUUUUGCCUUUUGUUCAGGUAGAUGGAAAAUGGAAAACUGAAAGCAGUGAACUUAUGGAAGAUUUGAAAUUAAUGAGUGAGAGUCAUGAUAAUGGUAGCCUGAAAUCUGUCACUCAUACAAUAGCUGUUGAGAACACACAGAAAGGAAAAAUUGAGUCACAAUUCACUAAUGUAUCGAGAAAGUUUGAAGUAGCUAAUGAGGAGCCAGGGGCCAAAAGUGAACUUUUAAAAUGUAUACGUUGCUCAAAAAGAUUCAGAAAUGUGGAGGGAGGUAUAAAACAUGUCUUGUCCUCACACAAAUUCAUGCUUACAAGAAUUGUCAGAGAACCUCUAACUUGUACUGUAUGUGGCACAGUUUUCAAGAGCCCCUGGUGUUUAUGUAAACAUAUUUCUAAUCAUUACAGUGUACUUGGCAUGUGGGAUGCCCUUGUGCCACGAGACUUACUGAAUAUGAUUAACCUUAGGAAUCAGUGCUGGAUAUGUAACUGUAAAUUAGAUAAGAAAUAUGCAGAUCACACUAGAAAACGAAAUAGCCAUAUUGAAAAGUUGUUGACAGCCAAAUAUAACAAGAAUGAAGAUAUAUUUUACUGUUCCUUAUGUAAUAAUAGCUCUUACCCUGACAGACUAGAGUUUUGGAAACAUAUCAGAAUUCAUCUCUGUGUACCACCUGUGCAUUGUAGAUCUCUUAAUGAGCUUUUCAAUACCACAUAUAGUAAUAAUGAUGACAAAGACAAACUCCUUGAAUGUAGCGAUUGCUCACUAAGUUUUACAGAUGAACGUGGGUUAUAUGAUCACCUGGCAAGCCAUUUCUUGGAACAUUUCUCGGAACAAGAUAAUGGUAGCAACGUGAAAGAAGGCAAGAUGCCGGAAACAGAUAGCAGUGAAAAUGAAGGGUGGAUGACAUUACCAAGAAGCCUCAGAAAGAGGAGAGCAAGCAUGAACACCAGAGACACUGAUUUUAAAGUGAAAGUAGAAUGUUGUCUCGAGGAAGAGGAUGAUUAUGCAAUUCAGGUUUAUCAAGGGGACAUAGAUAAUGAGUUAGAAAAUGAAAAGAGAGGUAAUAAGAUGAGGGAAGAAGAAGAUGCAGAUGAUGAAUUUGAGGACACGGGUGAUGAGGUUGAGAUUGCAACGGAUGAUGAGAUUGAGAUUGGAACAGAUGAUGAGUUUGAGAUAGGUACAGAAGAUGAGAUUGAGUCGUGCACAGAUGAAGAAAUUGAUGUGUGUUAUUAG